AUGACUCCGAAAGCUGGUGAAACCGUUGUCGAAAAAAUGGAAGUUGACGAAGUAAAGCCGGAGACUCAAGAGAAGAAAGAACCUGUAAAAGAUCUUAAUGCCAUUGCAGUUGAAAGCAUCAAAGAACAGCUGGCAGCACUAGAUAAAGGCGAGGAGCAUUUGGUAACCCGAGUGUUGCAAGUUCUACCAAAAACUCGGAAACAGCUGAACGACAUCGUUUUACAUAAACUCGUAUCGGCGCAUUUGAGCAGUGAUUCUCAAUUUGGCGAAUCUCUUCUCAAAUACUUGCACUACACUCCUCCACCAGCUGACACUGAAGUUCAGCCCAUGGACACAACGACACCUAAAUCGAAGUCACCAAAGAAAGCUAUGAAGCCAGUGUAUUCUUCACCAGAGUCUGAUUGCUACGUGCGCCUUCUGGUAUUGCUUCACCUUUAUGCCCAAAAGAAGCAUGCGGAGGCUCUCACUUUAGGCGAGCAACAGCUCACAUUCAUUUACAAUACUGACAAGAGGACACUUGAUGGGCUUGCAGCCAAGACGCUCUAUUUCCUUUGUGUUAUCUAUGAACGCGAGGGUCGUCUUUUUGACCUUCAGGGCUUCUUGAAUUCUCGGCUUCGUACUGCAACUCUUCGUCAUUUCAACGAGUCGCAAGCAGUUCUCAUUUGUUGGCUUCUUCGUUGCUAUUUGAUCAACCAUCAAUAUCAGUCUGCGGCUCAUCUUGUCUCUAAAGUAGCCUUCCCAGAAAAUGCAUCCAACAAUGACCUCGCUCGCUACAUGUACUACCAAGGACGUAUCAAGGCUCUUCAACUCGAUUAUAAUUCAGCUGCCGGAUACUUUCUCCAAGCCCAACGAAAAGCUCCUCAAGAAGGUGCUAUCGGAUUCAAGCAAGCUGUUCAAAAAUGGGUUGUGGUUAUCGGUCUGCUUCAAGGAGAAAUUCCGGAUCGCAGUGUAUUCCGUCAGCCGAUUUACCGUAAAUGUUUGGCCCACUACUUGGAUCUCAGUCGAGGUGUUCGUGAUGGAGAUGUUGCGCGUUUCAAUCAUAAUUUGGAGCAGCACAAGGCAGAAUUCGAGGCAGAUGAUACACUCACAUUGAUUGUUCGUCUUCGUCAAAACGUCAUCAAAACCGCUAUUAAGCAAAUUUCCUUGGCAUAUUCAAGAAUCUACAUCAAAGAUAUUGCCAAAAAAUUGUACAUGACAAAUGAGACGGAAACUGAAUAUAUUGUGGCUAAAGCUAUCGCCGAUGGAGCCAUUGAUGCAGUCAUUACAUCAGACGUUCGCGACGGACCAAGAUACAUGCAGAGUUCUGAGACUGCUGACAUAUACCGUACUUCAGAGCCACAAGCUCACUUCGAUACUCGCAUCCGUUAUUGCCUCGAAUUGCACAACCAAGCCGUAAAAGCGCUCAGAUAUCCACCCAAGAAGAAGAUUGCUGUGGAAACUAUCGAGCAAGCUCGUGAGCGAGAGCAACAAGAGUUGGAAUUUGCCAAGGAGUUGGCUGAUGAGGAAGAAGACGACUUCUAG
This is a messenger RNA of Caenorhabditis briggsae, 1521 nucleotides long. RefSeq names its product Protein CBR-RPN-3 (gene Cbr-rpn-3). Gene Ontology annotation, biological process: ubiquitin-dependent protein catabolic process; regulation of protein catabolic process. Bases 1 to 1521 code for a protein of 506 amino acids. The record is from RefSeq and is a predicted model, not a curated record. The transcript has 4 exons. Lineage: Eukaryota; Metazoa; Nematoda; Chromadorea; Rhabditida; Rhabditidae. Gene Ontology annotation, cellular component: proteasome regulatory particle, lid subcomplex; proteasome complex. Gene Ontology annotation, molecular function: enzyme regulator activity.